Messenger RNA from Lineus longissimus, 1227 nucleotides. RefSeq names its product syntaxin-18-like. The record is from RefSeq and is a predicted model, not a curated record. Bases 13 to 1056 code for a protein of 347 amino acids. NCBI's taxonomy places the organism in Eukaryota, Metazoa, Nemertea, Pilidiophora, Heteronemertea, Lineidae. The transcript is spliced from 9 exons. Gene Ontology annotation, biological process: retrograde vesicle-mediated transport, Golgi to endoplasmic reticulum. Gene Ontology annotation, cellular component: endoplasmic reticulum; membrane; SNARE complex.
CACACUGUGAACAUGGCUGACAUCACAAACUGGUUCAAAGCGACAGUAAAAACUGUAAAAUCUCGCAAUAAAGCGCAAGGAAUUUCGAAUGAUGCUGACAAAAAUUCAAUCCUGAAUACGCAUAGACCAAAGAAUGAGUUUGCCAAGAAAGCCAGAGACGUUGUUGGUAACAUUACCAAGUUAAGAGACUUCCUUGUGGAACACCGGAAGGACUACAUCAACCCAAGCAGCCAUUUGAAUGAUAUGCAGCACAUGACGGACGCUGAACGAGACCAGAUUGAUCUAGACGCUCAAGAGAUCAUGAAGAUGUGCUCGGAUACAAUCAAAAACUUGAGGCUUGAAGUUGUGAAUGAGAAGUUAGUCGGAGAAAUAAAGGAGCACAGAGAAGCCGUCUUCGACAUCAUGCAGAAUUACCUCAAAGCCAUCUGCAAGAUAUACAGUGAGCAGCGGGCCAUCAGGGUCAAGAGAGUUGUAGACAGGAAAAGAAUAUCUCGUUUAGAACCAGAGAGGCCUCACAAGUUCAGUAAGAGAACCUCUAGGGAACAGAGCCCUGCCACGCCAGCAGGAGGAACCAGUACAAAACCAUCAUUGAGUAAAAGAUCAGAUGAAAAACAGAAGUUGCUGACAGAGGCAGAACCUUCAACAUCUGACCAAGCUUUAACAAGGUCUGCACACCGUGUCCCAUCUUUCAGUCCCAUCAACUUUGAUGAAGAGGAAGAUGACGAGAUGUCGCCAGAGGAAAUGCAGAUGCUGGAAAUGGAGAACAAGCAUUUGUUUGAAGAGAUGAACAGUAUGGUGGACGAAGUGCGGCAGAUCGAGGGCAAGGUCGUGGAAAUCUCACGCCUGCAGGAAAUCUUUGCUGACAAGGUUCUUGAACAGGAACGAGAUAUUGACAGGAUUGCCGAAACGGUGGUGGGAUCAUCGGAAAACAUCAAGGAGGGUAAUGAGGAGAUCAGAGAGGCAAUGAAAAACAACGCUGGCUUCAGAGUGUGGAUUCUCUUCUUCCUGGUCGUGUGUUCAUUUUCACUUCUAUUCUUGGACUGGUAUAAUGCGUGAUGGUCUCCAUCAAUGCCGCAGAUCAUCUUCUUCUUGUGCAAUUGUAACUGGUGCUAGACAUGUAGCUACAUGCUUUGUGUUGUGAGGAUACGCCUAGACCUGUCACACCAGUUGGUAGAACGGUUGUGUACAUUUGGUUAUUGUUAAAACCAAAUAUUUGCUGUAAAUACA